This is a messenger RNA of Solanum stenotomum, 1473 nucleotides long. RefSeq lists its product as uncharacterized. NCBI's taxonomy places the organism in Eukaryota, Viridiplantae, Streptophyta, Magnoliopsida, Solanales, Solanaceae. Bases 1 to 1473 code for a protein of 490 amino acids. The transcript has a single exon. The record is from RefSeq and is a predicted model, not a curated record.
AUGAGUUCAAAUCAUCAAUGGAUGUACAAAAGAUUAACCAAAGGUCUGUAUGAUCCUGAAUUCCUAAGAGGUGUACAACAAUUUAUUGAGUUCGCUAUGAGUCAUCCAGAAGGAAGGGAUGGUGAGAGACUAAGGUGCCCAUGUAACCGAAAGAAAUGUCAGAAUAGAAACUUUGAAAAUGUUCAUACUGUCCAUGGGCAUUUAUUAAAAGAAGGUUUUGUAUCAGGAUAUCAUGUAUGGUAUUUGCAUGGAGAAAGUGAAGUUACGGAAACUAUAGAUCAAGAUGAAAGAAUGCACAACUGGGAACAUACUAUGAAUAACCUACCGGUUGAUGUUAGUGAAUUUGAUGAUCCUGGACCUAGUACGUCUUAUCAUAGAAUGGUUCAUGAGGCUGCUGGUCCCGCAUUUGUUCCAGAUCAUAUGGAGGAAUUACCUAAUCCUGAUGCCCAACAUUUUUAUGAUAUGCUUGAUUCUGCAAAUCAAGAAGUGUGGCCUGGUUGUGAAACACACUCAAAAUUAUCAGUUGUUGCUCGUUUGUUGCAUAUCAAGGCUGAACAUCACCUCUCUGAAAGAUGUUUUGAUGAUAUUUGUCAAUAUGUGAAUGAGAUGAUUCCGCCUGAUAAUGUGAUGCCAAAAAAUUUCUAUGAAACUAAAAAGUUAAUGAGGGGAAUGAACAUGCCAGUUGAAAAAAUUCAUACUUGUGUCAAUGCCUGCAUGAUUUACUGGGGAGAGGAUAGUGAACUUGUAAAUUGCAAGUUUUGUAGUCAUCCCAGGUAUAAGCUUACAAGUCAAAGUUCUAUUCAGAAGAAAUAUCUUGUACCAUUCAAACAGAUGUAUUACUUUCCUCUUACUCCACGACUGCAACGAAUGUAUGCUUCCACAGCAACUGCUUCACACAUGCGAUGGCACGCUGAACAUGAAGUUGAAGAAGGCGUGAUGCGUCACUGUUCAGAUGCACCUGCAUGGAAGCAUUUUGAUAAGAUGCAUCCAUCUUUUUCAGAGGAAAAUCGUAAUGUUAGAUUGGGACUGUCCACUGAUAGGUUUCAGCCAUUUGGUCAAACAGGAAAGCAAUAUUCAUCUUGGCCAAUAAUUGUGACACCAUACAACUUACCUCCUUGGAUAUGUAUGAAAGAUCCAUAUUUAUUUUUAUCUGUUAUAGUUCCUGGACCAAAGAAUCCUAAGCAGCAACUAGAUGUCUUCUUGCAGCCUUUGAUUGUUGAGUUGAAGAACCUAUGGAAUGUAGGUGUCAACACAUAUGAUAUCUCUAAGAAGCAAAAUUUUCAAAUGCGAGCUGCUUUGAUGUGGACAAUAAGUGACUUUCCUGCAUAUUCGAUGUUGUCUGGAUGGAGUACUGCAGGCAGGCUAGCAUGUCCAUAUUGUAUGGAGAAUUCUGAUGCUUUUACUUUGACAAAAGGUGGUAAGCAGUCCUGGUUUGACAAUCAUCGUAAAUUUCUGCCACUUAAUCAUCCAUAA